ACGGCGCAGGUUUCAGUGCCUGCAACGUCACACACCGGACCGUGCACAAACCCACGGUGUGCCCACUGUGGCACAGUAGUCAUCCCGUCGCCCAAGGCCACUUUGCCGCUUCGCGAGCAGCCUUCGAUAACGGUGAACGACUGGAGUAUAUACACCAGCAAGGGCCCGAUCUGCCUGUCGGAAGAGCUCGACCACUUGAACGACACGCGGUUCGACUUCCCGUUGCCCGAGAUGAUCUUUGGCAACAACCGCGUGUUGCUUGUGAACGAAAAGACGGGCGCACGGAUCGACUUCAACACUCUCGAUGCACUCGACUCUCUUGCCCCCACCGCGGAUUUCAAGGUGGCAUAUUACAAGGAGUGGCUCAGCACCAGGCCCAAAGCCAAGACCUCGGAUACUGGAAGCGUAGCGACCGCGGACGGGUCCUUUAUAACCAUGGGCUCUGAAACACCCAGCCCGUCGCCCGAAUUGCAAUCCGUGAAGCCGUACGACUGGACGUACUCCACCAAUUACAGGGGCACGUUGUCGCGCUGCACCUUCACGAAGACGGCCCAGGACAUCCCGCUAGAGAAACUCGUGCGGCCAGACCCGAUUCUUUUCUACGACGAGUCCAUUUUGUUCGAGGACGAGUUGGGCGACAACGGCAUCUCGAUGCUCUCGACGAAAAUCAGGGUCAUGCACUCGUGUUUGCUUUUGCUUUGCAGGUUCUCCAUGCGGGUUGACGACGUUGCGUUUCGAAUCCGCGACACGCGUGUCUACAUUGACCUCGAGACCAACGUUGUCUUGCGGGAGUACAAGACGCAGCAGGCGCUGUACGACGAGCUCUUGGGCAAAGUAAGCGGCCGAAGCACCGACCCGAAAAAGCUCCUUCGGGACUCCAACUGGGUCUCGCAGAACACGCCCGUUGUGCUGCGCGAGGUGGAAGUCAUGGAG
Messenger RNA from Metschnikowia bicuspidata var. bicuspidata NRRL YB-4993, 933 nucleotides. It is a transcript of the gene TIP41, whose product is annotated as Tip41p. The annotation marks the transcript as partial. The record is from RefSeq and is a predicted model, not a curated record. Gene Ontology annotation, biological process: TOR signaling. The transcript is spliced from 2 exons. Lineage: Eukaryota; Fungi; Ascomycota; Pichiomycetes; Serinales; Metschnikowiaceae. Gene Ontology annotation, cellular component: cytosol.